Messenger RNA from Rotaria sordida, 1239 nucleotides. The record is from the annotation of a GenBank genome assembly. NCBI's taxonomy places the organism in Eukaryota, Metazoa, Rotifera, Eurotatoria, Philodinida, Philodinidae.
AUGAAUACAACAAUAAUAUCAAUACCAAUGGAAAACGAUGAUUUAUUUAAUAAAUAUAUGCGUUACAUUAGUUUUAUUUUGUCAUGUACAGGUCUUUUAUUCAAUUUUUUAUUAAUAAUUAUAUUGUUUUUAAUUGGUCGUCGUCAAUGUGCAACAUAUUUUUUAUUAAUCUCAAUGACAAUAUGUGAUUUUCUAUAUUGUACAAUUUAUGUAAGUAUUAUAUUAACAGUUGAUCAAUAUAUAAAUAUAAUAAAUCAUCAAAUAAUAUGUCCAUUAUCAUUUUUUUUAACACCAUUUACAUUUACUGGAUCAACUUUAUUACUUUUUAUUUGUCUUUUACAUUUAAUAACAAAUUAUGUACGUAAAUAUGAUACUGUAUUAGGCCAAUUAGGUGGGCGUUUAUCAGUUGUAUUUGUUUUGGCAUUUAUUAUUAUUCGUAGUGUACUUGGUUCAACAUCGAUUGAGUUAGUUGUACCUAAUCCAGAUAUACCUCAUAUACGAUUCUGUAUUAUUGAUAUGAAUACUCCUACAAUCGUUGCAACAAUACAAAAAAUUAAUCAUAUAUUUGCUGAAGUAACUGAUAUACUUAUUUAUAUUGGUUGGAUUAUUAUUUUAUUCAUAUAUUUUAUUAGUUUAGUUCAUUUUAAAAAAUUUUAUUCUAAUGAUCGAACCAAUGUUUCAUUGUCAACAAAUAAACCACACUUACAUACAUCAUUAUUAACGAAUAAUAAUAAUAAUAAUAGUAUUAAUAAUGAACAAAAUAUUGUAACAAUAAAUAUAGAAUCUAUUGAUCUAUUAAGUAUAACAAAUCCAUCAACAGUAACAACAACAAUAAGUAAUAAACAAAGACAUAAUGAUAUAUCAUUAAUAAUUCUUUCAAUUAGUUUGAUUUCUGUUAUACUAUAUCUACCAAUUAUGGUGAAUAAAUAUGUGACAAUGUAUCAUGUUUAUCGUAAUGAACUGUUAUUAACAGAACAACAUACAUAUUUUUUACAAUUAUUUCAACAUACAACACAUUUACUUUGUUUAUCAAUAAGAUUUUUACCAUAUUUUAUAUUUGAUAAACAUAUAAAUUUGUUUAUAAGUCAUAUGAUUGGAAUGAAAUGCACGAAAAUUCAAAGAGAAAGAAGUUUAUCAAGAAAACAAAAAUAUAAAUUAAAACAUAAAUAUAUUUGGCAUUGCCAAUGUUAUCGACGACAACAAGUAUUAGAAUUUGAUCAUAAUAAUGACGGAACAUAA